CAAGCUUUCAAAGACGUUUCAAUUUUGUCCCGGCUUAUACAUACGUCUUCGUGCGUAUGCCUUAAUAGUAGUGCACACAUCUCACUUUAUUCUAAAGUGCAUAUAAUAUAUAGCAAUAUAUUUAACAUUGGAUAAACUCUUCACAAUGUCUUCGGAGCACGAAGAAAUGUUGAAGGAUAUCACUAUUGUGGUGCGCUCGUUAAUAACUUCAAUUAAGCCGCCGGUCAGCUUGCAAACGAUAGAGAGGGACUACAUGAAAGUGGAACAUGGACCAAUCCCUUAUCGCAGUCUUGGCUAUCGAAAUACCAUCGAAUUAUUGGAGAAGACAAAUGCAUUCAUUUUCCAAAAAAUUGGAACUCAAAUCUUUGUCUCCGCCAAGCCUAACCCCAAAUCGGCGCACAUUGCUUCUAUGGUGCGUUGUCAAAAGCCGAGCAAGACUAAAGGCCUUCUACGAACACCCGCAGCUUUUGUGCGUCCAAACUUACGAUCAACAAUCGUUCACAAUAGCAAUGUCAAACCACCUCUGAUCUGCAGUGUUCAGUCCAAUAAUCUACAGAAGCAACAGAGCUCGCAACAACGAGCACCGCAUCAACAGCAGCAGCAACAAUUACGACAACAGCAACAACUACAACAGCAACAACCACAGCACAGCAGGAUCUGUUGGGCCUGCGAAGAACAGCUGAAUCACGAGCGCGAAAUCCAGCGACGCCAGGCGGAGUUGCGCGAGGAGCAGCAACUGCAAAAACUGCUAUUGCAACAGCAGCAGGCAAGGAUAGACAGGCAGAUUCAACAGCUGCAGGAACAGCACGAACGCGGUCUUAAGGCGCAGGCACGUACCAUUGAGAAGCUGCAGGAGGAUCGCCUGGAGCUGAAGCGUCAAUUGAAAAAUCAGGAGUUGAAUCAUCGGCUGCAACGUGAACUGAUAGCAAGACAAGAGGAGCACAAAAGAAGCAAACAAGUCUGCUGA
Molecule: messenger RNA, 967 nt
Organism: Drosophila hydei
Lineage: Eukaryota; Metazoa; Arthropoda; Insecta; Diptera; Drosophilidae
Product: bromodomain-containing protein DDB_G0280777-like
Exons: 6
Coding region: 146-967 (273 amino acids)
Source: RefSeq, a predicted model, not a curated record